UUUAAAGAUGUCAUUCUAAUAUGUAGAAUGUAGUUGUCCAAAGAGAGGAAUAGAGAGUCCGUCCGAGUUUGAUUUUUGUGUGUUUAUUAAUUUUGUAAUUUAUGCGUCUGUGAGCACUUUUCUCUUUAUUUUCAACGUAGUUCUCAAAGAUAUUUCACUUUGGGGCUUGAGUACUAAAGAACACAUUUGAGUGGCCGCCACGGAACGUACUAGUCUCUAUAUGUUUUGUAAACAAUAAGCCAUUUGCUUCCUGUCUGUAUACCUACGAACUAUGUAGUAACAAUAACGUAGAUAUUGUGGGUGAAUACGGAAAUUAGGGUUUUUUCUUUGUCUAGUAUUUAGUCUAUUUUCCCCAUGAAAUAGCUAUUUUAAACGUAUCUUAACUUUGAGAUAUUUUAUGACUUUCGGUCUAAUGAAUUCUCUAAUCAAAAUGCUCUAUGAAUAAUUGAGAGGAAAAAAGAUAAGAUAUAAAAUGGAGAAUGGGACAUGGACAUGUGAAGAUAUCAACAUCGGGUGCUACAUUUUCUUUUUGUCAAUAAUGUGCAUCUGACCAGGCCCAUAUCUUAACCUUUUUGUCACAUUUGUAUACGUAAUGAUUUGAGAUAUACGGUAAUAUUCACGAAGAAAUGCUUAAUAUAGAACAGGCAGUCAAAACCUAAAUUUACUUAAAAUUACCCAAACUCACCCAGUUUUACUACGAUAUCAUUUCUGCGGCUGUUAACUUUUAUGCCUUUUUCGACGUAGUUCUCAAAAAUAUGUCGUUUAUUUUUGGCUUAUAUGAAUAUAGAGGAACACGAGUGCCCGCCACGAAAUGUAUCUGUACUAACAUGUGGACUGUAUUGUGUUUUUUUAGCGAAUAAGCAAAUGCGUUAUUGACUUAUUGUUCUCUCUCUCUUUCUUGGUCAAGAUUCAAGAACACGUCGUUUUUUUAUUAUUUUCUUGUCGUCCAAGUUUAUCUACUUCUAUCGAGUCAAUAUAUAUACAUAUAUCUAUGCAAAAACAAAUAUACACACUCACACCAUCCAAAUCAAAUCAAAGCAAAAACAGAAAGUAAAGGUUAGAGAGAGUUCCUCAUGGCUUCUGAAACAUCCCAACAACUUCAUCCACCUCUUCACUUUGUUCUCUUCCCUUUCAUGGCUCAAGGCCACAUGAUCCCCAUGGUUGAUAUUGCAAGGCUUUUGGCUCAGCGUGGUGUGACCAUAACAAUUGUCACGACGCCUCAGAACGAAGCGAGGUUCAAGAACAUUCUAAGCCGAGCCAUCCAGUCCGGCUUGCCCAUUAGGCUGGAGCAUGUGAAGAUUACAUUUCAAGAAGUUGGUCUGCUUGAAGAACACGAAAACGUAGAUUCUCUUGACUCAAUGGAGCUGAUCGUACCUUUCUUUAAAGCAGUGAACAUGGUCGAAGAGCCGGUCAUGAAGCUCAUGGAAGAGAUGAAACCUAAACCAACAUGUCUAAUAUCUGACUUUUGUUUGCCUUACACAAGCAAAAUCGCCAAGAAGCUCAAUAUCCCAAAGAUCGUUUUUCAUGGCGUAUCUAGCUUUUGUCUUCUGUGUAUGCAUAUUCUACACCGAAACCUAGAGAUCCUGGAGGCCUUAAAGUCAGACAAAGAGCGUUUCUUGGUUCCUAAUUUUCCUGAUAGAGUUGAAUUUACAAAACCUCAAGUUACUAUAGCAAAUGAUAGUGGAGAGUGGAAACAAAUCUUGGCUGAACAGGUUGAAGCUGAUGACACAUCAUAUGGUGUAAUCAUCAACACAUUUCAAGAGUUGGAGUCUGCUUAUGUGAAGGACUACAAGGAGGCUAGGGCUGGUAAAGUAUGGUCCAUUGGACCUGUUUCCUUGUGCAACAAGGUAGGAGUAGACAAGGCCCAAAGGGGGAAGCAAGCUGCUAUUGAUCAAGAUGAGUGUCUUAAAUGGCUUGAUUCUAAAGAAAAAAGGUCAGUGUUAUAUGUUUGUCUUGGAAGUAUAUGCAACGUUCCUCUUGCUCAGCUCAAAGAGCUAGGGCUAGGCCUUGAAGAAUCUCAAAGACCUUUCAUCUGGGUGAUAAGAGGUUGGGAGAAGUAUAAUGAGCUAGCUGAGUGGUUCUUGGAGAGCGGUUUCGAAGAAAGAAACAAAGAAAGAGGGCUCCUAAUCAAAGGAUGGUCACCUCAAAUCCUUAUCCUUUCACACCCUGCCGUUGGAGGAUUCUUGACACAUUGUGGAUGGAACUCGACUCUUGAAGGAAUCACCUCAGGUGUUCCAUUGAUCACUUGGCCAUUGUUUGGAGACCAGUUCUGCAACCAGAAACUGGUCGUGGAGGUUUUAAAAGCGGGUGUAAGUGUUGGGGUUGAAGAGGUCAUGAGAUUUGGUGAAGAGGAGAAGAUAGGAGUGUUGGUGGAUAGAGAAGGAGUGAAGAAGGCAGUGGAAGAUUUAAUGGGUGAGAGUGAGGAGGGAAAAGAGAGAAGAAAGAGAGUUAAAGAGCUUGGAGAAUUAGCUCACAAGGCUGUUGAAGAAGAAGGCUCUUCUCACUCCAACAUCACAUGCUUCCUUGAAGACAUGGUGCAAGUAGCACAAUCCAAGAAGUGAUGUAUUGUUGUUACUCUCUAUUAUAUCAUUGAUCAUGUAAUAUUUUAUCAGCUAUUAAACUUCACAAAAAAAUUAUCAUUUAUGUAUGGUUGAAUAAUCGAAUUUAUAUCAAAUUAUAUACACUAAAUAGUUUUUUUUUUUCAUAUUCAAACAUUUAAAUAGUGGGAAAAGCAAGUUUAUAAUAUUUUGUUUUGUUAAACAGAGAGUUGAAAGCUAGACAAGUGGUUCUGAAGAUUACAGCUGCGGUAUUGCUUCUAGCGACUCCUCAGAGCUUUACAUAUAUAUAAUCACUGUGUUUUAUUUUCUUGUUGAAGACUUAUCAACAACCCUUUUCCUCCUUAUGACAAAGUUGAUUUUGACGUAUGCUACAAAGUAUGAAGAUUUUUAGUUUCUCUAGUUACUAAUAUGAUAUGGGCUUUGAGAAUUUGUGUUACUAGAACGCCCAAUAAUAUAUCAAAGCCCAAUAAUAUAUCAAAGCCCAUUAACUCGGAAGUGAGAUGAAUGAUCAGAUCUUGAACUGGAAAUAACACUCUCAUAUAAGUGUCACUGUCCCUGAAAUUGAUCUUCCCGACAACAACCCACGACACCAUCACAGAGAAAAUGUAGUGUUGUUAUUAACCUGUGCAAAUCCAUGUAAUAUUAACAUAGAUAUAAUUUAAUAAAAAAAUGAGUUUAAGCUUCGAAUCGAAGAAACACCAAUGCCUUGUUUUCCUGAAGUUCAAGUUGCAAUUGACAAGUGAAAAUCAUAUAUGAUCAGUGAUUCAAAUUCAUCUGGGAAGUAUAAAAUCAAAUCUGAAAAAUAUGAAUGGAUGUGGAGUUGGAGCUACAAUAAAAAAAAAACGUAGCCAAGGGAAAUAUGGCAUAUCCAAUAGAAGAUUCUUAAUUCUCGUCCUAUAUAGUUUCACAAUAUAUACUUUUAUUUUUAUAAAAUCAAUAAACAAAAAGUUAAUCAGUAGCAGUGUUAGUGUAUAGCACUACUUUCCUAUGACUCAAAAGUCUCAAACAAAAUGUUGCUUCGCCUUUUCACGAUUCAAAUAUUUUGAAUAUUUUCUAAAAUACUGUAACAACCAUAAAUUCAAAAUACAAAACUGUGGUUACACGGUAUAACGUAUAGCAAGGUUGCUCGUUAAAAGAUAUCAGUUAAUCUCACAUAGUAGCAUACACGUGAAUCAACAACAUAAAUACAUAAACAACUGAUCGUCACCGAAGUAUAUAAUCAAUAUGGCGAAUUGGUGAUUCGUGUGAUGUUUAAUGGUUUACGUAACUAUAGACUAUGUGUAUAUCUUAGGUUUAAAACAUGAACCAGAAUAACAAAAAUAAAGUUGCAUGGGUGAGAUUUUAGUUGUUUGAUGUUUUGUAGGCAUUUUGCACGCACAGAAUAUAAAUAUACAACACGUCAAGUCAUCGCAUACGUAUGAUCCAUUACAGGGUUUAUCACACGUAUUGCUUUUGUUUGUUUAAUUUCAUAGGUACUAUCAAUGUAUUCAUCAGACAAGAUAACUCAUGAAAUCGGAUCCCAUUUUCUUAAAGUAAACGAGAAAGUAAAGUAUAUAUUUUAUGGCGUGUGAUUGGAGCUGAAGUGAAAAGGGUAGCCAAUGAAAAUAUGGCAUAUCCUUGGAAGAUUCCCAAUUUCUCAACCCAUCAUUUUUUUUUUCAAAAUAUUUAAUAUUAUCACACUUUAUCACAUGGAUGUAACUUUGCUAGCGUAGAAGGGACAUUAUAGAUGUAUGUAUUUGUGCGAGUCUAUAAAGAAAGCAUAAAAGCAUCAUAUGAAACCCUCUCUCCACAACACCGAAACAUGACGGUGGUGUUGGCUCUUCUCGAAGAGCCUCAGGAAGUUUGAACCCAGCAAGCGGGUUCUUCUCUAUAUAUGUAGAUUGGGCAACUCGAUCUGAUCCUUUGGCAUUUCCUCUAUCUGAUUGAAGAAGAAGAAGAAGAAGAAGGAAGAUGAUGUGUGUAUCUUCUUCUAACUUUUGAGAGUUCUGUUCAACUUGUGUUUGGUUCACUGUUUCGCUUCUUCUGGUUUAUAUUAUUUGUUUUGUUAUGUCUUUUUGAUUAUCUCUCCAUCUGUGUGUUAGUAACGUGAUGAUUACUACCCUAAUGUUUUAUGAGUUGAUGCUGAAUUCUAUAGUAUCUUAAUGGUUUAUACUGUA
Brassica napus (rape) is the source of this 4714-nucleotide messenger RNA. Its product is annotated as UDP-glycosyltransferase 73C2-like. NCBI's taxonomy places the organism in Eukaryota, Viridiplantae, Streptophyta, Magnoliopsida, Brassicales, Brassicaceae. The record is from RefSeq and is a predicted model, not a curated record. The transcript has a single exon. The coding region runs from base 1074 to 2561 and encodes 495 amino acids. Gene Ontology annotation, molecular function: UDP-glycosyltransferase activity.